Anas platyrhynchos (mallard) is the source of this 5306-nucleotide messenger RNA. Lineage: Eukaryota; Metazoa; Chordata; Aves; Anseriformes; Anatidae. The record is from RefSeq and is a predicted model, not a curated record.
UUAAUUUCCUCAGCCAAACGCCAGACAAUUAGCCUUCAGUGCAAAGGCCGGGCUCUCAGAAGUAUUUAAUGGGAUGUGAAUGUGGCUGGGCUGACUUCAUCCCCGCGAGCAUGACAGUGGGUGGGAGCCCCGACUUGUUGCUGAGCUCUAGGAAAUCAGUGCGCGGCUUCCUAGAUGGAGAUUUAGCAUGUAGUUAGCAAAAACACUGCGAGCCGUUUGCUGAUUUUCGCAGAAACGGGCUCUUGCUUCCCGGGCGUGCUUUAUUUAGCUGCGUGUCCGGGCCGCUGCUCUGCCGCGUGGUGCAGGGAGGUGGGGGAAUCGCUGCCCCCCUCCCUCCCCUUUCCUUCUUCCCUUGCUGGCCUGACGUCUGGGGCUGAGAUCUCCCUCACCAUGCCGAGAAGCAGCCAAAGCACCAGGGCUGCUUCUCCCAGGACCUGAGGAUGUAGCAGGAUCCGUCCCGCCUGCGGCUGCCUGCAGGAGAGCCGCGCUGCUGCGCACAGGUCCUGGCCACCAUGCUGAUUCGCACUUGUUUCCUUUUUGCCUGCCUGCCCGUGGCGAGCCACGUCUGGGGACGAGGGGGCCAAGGGUCAGGCCGCCUGAAACUCACGGUCCUCUCGGAAGACAGGCUCCAGAUGAAAUGGAAAGAGACCGAGGGGAACAUCAACGGCUACAAAGUGCGGGUGAAACCCAUGGCAGGGGACUCGGAGCAAGAAGUCAUGCUGAAAACCAAGACUCCCAAAGCCACCGUGGGGGGGCUGAGCCCUACCAAGGAAUACACACUGCAGGUCUACGUGCUCAACGGCUCCCAGGAAGCCUUGUUUGCCAAGAGGAAAUUUGUGAUAGAGGACCUCAAAAAUGCAUCCCAGGCUAGAAACAACCGCAGGAACGCGGGAGCUGCAUCGGGAAAGAAUCUCACCUCCGUGGGGAGCUCAGCAGCUGAGCACAGCGGGGGCGCAGAGCCCACCCCUCCGCCCCCAAACGCUGUCUUGGUGCAGCCAGCAAAAGACAGAGCUGAAAAGAAAAGGCAGAAGGGGGCUCAGCCCAAGGGCUCAGGAGAAGCCACGAGAAGCCAGCCCCAUGCAGAGGCCAGUGUGACACAAACACCACCACCAGCCCCAAAAUCAUCCCAGCGCAGUCCUGCAAGCUCGGAGCGAGAGUCUCUAGGAAAAGAAAAACCCACAAAGGAUUCACUGAGGAGAGGUUCCCACUUUCAGUGUGACACAUCUGCAAUGACUGAUAUCGUCCUGCUUGUGGAUGGAUCGUGGAGCAUCGGACGCAGCAACUUCAAGCUCAUUAAGGAGUUCCUGAGCACUUUAAUUUCCCCAUUCAGCAUUGCCCAAGACAAGAUAAGAGUAGGGUUGUCCCAGUACAGCAGCGAUCCCCGCACGGAGUGGGACCUGGGCGCUUACACCACGAGGGAGCAGGUGCUGGAGGCAGUGAGGAAUUUGCGGUACAAAGGUGGCAACACCUUUACAGGCCUGGCACUGACCCACGUCCUGGAACAAAACCUGAAACCAGAUGCUGGCGCCCGGCUGGAGGCUGAGAAAUUGGUAAUCCUCCUGACUGACGGAAAAUCCCAGGAUGAUGCCAACCUGGCUGCUCAGACCUUGAAAAACAUGGGCAUAGAGAUAUUUGCCAUCGGGGUGAAGAACGCGGACGAGGCCGAGCUGAAGCAGGUGGCCUCGGAGCCGCUGGAGCUCACGGUGUACAACGUGCUGGAUUUCCCCCUGCUCAGCAACCUGGUCGGCAGGCUCACCCGGGUCCUGUGCGCCAGGAUCAAGGAGAAGAGCAAGGAAAAUGCAGGUAGCACUGUGAAAGAUAUCCCCACAGAUAUGGGUCCCCAGCUGAGCCCAACUGACCUUAAAAUAUCAGCUGUGACCUCUAAGAGCAUGCACUUGACCUGGAGUCCUCCUCUGAGACCACCAAAGAAAUACCGGAUUGUGUAUUACCCAUCGAAGGGUGGCACCCCCAAGGAGGUGAUUUUAGAUGGAGCAGUCUCCUCUCUGAGGCUUUCCAACUUGACCUCGCACACGGAGUAUCUGGUGUCGGUGUUUCCUAUUUAUGACACCGCUGUUGGGGAUGGGCUGAGAGGCGUCACCUCCACACUGCCUCUGUCUUCUCCCCGCUCCCUGCGCGUCUCUGAGCUGAGCCACAACAGCAUGAGGCUGAGCUGGAAGGCAGCCCCGGGAGCCACGCAGUACCUGGUGCUCUGCUCUGCAGCCCCUGACGGAGCAGAGGACUAUACGAUGGAGGUGAAGGUGGCCCAGCCUGAGGUCCUGCUGGAUGGGCUGUCGCCCAGCACAGAGUACUCUGUGGCCGUGUAUGCGAUGUACGGGGAAGAUGCAAGUGAUCCAGCCAGCAUCCAGGAAACCACCUUGCCCUUGAGUCCCCCCCGAUACCUGAGCUUCUCCGAGCUCAGCCACGCGUCCGUCCGUGUCAGCUGGGAGGCUGCAUCGCAGGCGGUGAAGGCUCACCACGUCACCUACGAGGCGAGCGGAGGGAGCAACACCGGGGAGGUUGAGGUUCCUGGCACUGCAACAUCCACCGUCCUGAGGCCUUUGUCCUCCCUUACCCAGUACUUCAUCAGUGUCAGGUCCACGUAUGAUGAAGGCGACUCCUUCCCGAUUACUGGCAACGUUACCACCUUAAAGGUCCCCCCGCCGCGGGCACUGAAGGUGACCGAGCUCUCCGGGAACAGCCUGCGGCUGCAGUGGGAAGCUGUUGCUGCCUCUGAUGUGGUUGUCUAUCAGAUCAAAUGGAGCACAGCCGCUGGGGAGAAGCCUCAGGAGCUCUCCAUCGCUGGAAAUGUGGCAACUGCCAUCCUGCCAGGCUUGCAGAAGAACACAGACUACAAAAUAUCCAUCUGGGCCUACUACAAAGAUGGUGCUCGAAGUGACACGGUCUCUAUUCAGCACAGGACCAAUUCCCGGAGCCCACCCACCAACCUCUUCAUCGACUCCGAGAGCCCCACCAGCCUCCAGGUCCACUGGAAGCCCCCCGAGGGCCGUGUACAGCACUACAAGAUCACCUACAGCCCCGUCUCUGACACCGGUGCUCAGCAAACAAUCAUGGCUUCUGGGAAAAGCAGCAGUGUGACCUUGCAGUCGCUGCUGCCUGACCGAGCCUACAAGGUCACCGUUUCAGCUGUCCACUACAUGGGGGAGAGUGAGAGCACGUCUGCAACGGGCCGGACAGCUACUGUGAUAUCUAAACUGCCUUCAAUACGAGGAUUCGUCCCAUCUAAAACAGAAGCCUGCCCCACCAUCAGCUCUGCUGCAGGUUCCAUACGAGGGUUUGAUAUGAUGGAAGUGUUUGGCUUAGUAGAGAAGGAAUAUUCCUCCGUUAAAGGUGUAGCCAUGGAGCCGUUCAUAUUCAGCGGAUCCCGCACCUUCACGCUGUUCAGGGACACUCAGCUCACCCAGAGGACCAGCUGAUGUCACCUCUUUGCAAUCCCACCUGAGCACACCAUCAGCUUCCUCCUGCGCCUCCUGCCCGAGACCCCCAAGGAGCCCUUUGCCGUGUGGCAAAUAACAGAUGAGGACUUCCAGCCCCUCCUCGGUGUUAACCUUGACCCCAGUAAGAAAUCCUUGACCUAUUUCAACCAUGACUACAAGGCUGACUUGCAGGAAGUCUCCUUUGACCAACAGGAAGUGAAGAAGAUAUUCUAUGGGAGCUUUCAUAAGGUGCACGUGGCAGUGAGCCGCUUCAAGAUCAAACUCUAUCUGGACUGUAAGAAAAUAGCAGAGAAACCCAUCAACACUGUUGGCAGCAUCUCUACAGCCGGCUUCAUCAUGCUGGGAAAAGUGACAAGGACCAGAGGGCCCAGGAGUGGGUCGGCAUCGUUCCAGCUGCAGUCUUUGCAGAUUGCGUGCAACAGCUUAGGGGCAGAGGAGGACAGAUGCUGUGAUCUUCCUGCACUGAGAGAUGAGGAGACCUGCCCGACCUUAGCUCCUGCCUGCUCUUGCACUUCUGGCCGCCCAGGCUUGCCAGGACCUCCAGGGCCCCCUGGCAGCCCUGGGAGGAGAGGACCGCAAGGGGAGCAGGGGGAGCCAGGGCCCAAGGGUGAACCAGGCCCACCCGGAAAAGUGGGGCCAGCAGGCCCCAGUGGCCAGCAAGGCUCUCCAGGCUCCCAGGGAAUCACGAUUCAGGGUCCUGUGGGACCACCAGGUAUAAAAGGAGAGAAAGGAGACACUGGAAGUCCUGGCGUGCAGGGCAUUCCUGGCGUGCAGGGAGCUCCCGGCAGGGAUGGUCUUCAAGGUGCAAAGGGGGUGAGGGGACUAGAAGGCACCGCUGGGCCCCCAGGACCUCCUGGACCAAGGGGUUUCCAAGGAGUGACAGGCUCCCGAGGCAGCAGUGGUGAGAAGGGACCUCCGGGUGACGUUGGGCCAACAGGACUGCCGGGUCCAAAAGGAGAAAGAGGAGAGAAAGGCGAACCACAGUCCUUGGCCACAAUUUACCAGCUCGUCACCCAGGCUUGUGAGCGGAUGAUUCAGACUCAUGUGUUGAAGUUUGACUCAUUCAUUCACGAACAUGCAAGGAAACCAGUUCCUGUUUGGGAAGAAAGGUUAAAGCCAGGAGAACCAGGACCACCAGGUCCUCCAGGUCCCCCUGGGAGCAAUGGAGAAAGAGGAGAAAAUGGCAUCCCUGGCCAGCCAGGAAAAGAUGGGUAUCCUGGAGAAAGAGGUGCCCCAGGACCUAAGGGAGAAAAAGGGAUGCCUGGAGUCAACGAGGAAGGGAUUCAAGGACCCAGAGGUAGAACAGGCCCACCAGGAGAAGUCGUGCUGGGAAAACCAGGUCCAAAGGGUUACCCUGGGAACACGGGGCCUCAAGGUUUUCCUGGUGUCAGGGGACAGCCUGGCCAGUCGGGAUAUCCAGGUGGUUGUGAUAUCUCUGGAUGUUACGGAGCAGAUAGAAGAGAUUUCAUCCCCUGAUGGCUGAUGCAGAGGCAGCUGAGGACAGUUCUCUUCCCUGGAAACCUCUGGGCUGAAAGCGCCACAUGGUCUAAGAGCAGCAGCCACCUGAACACCAAAUGCCUUGUUUGUUUUUUUAAUGUCUUAUCAUUUCUAUAAGGACAUGUCAAUCAAACACUGCAGCCAGCAAACCAGCCUGCGUACGGAUGAGUCCCAGGCAUCUUGCUCUGUUUUUCAGCACUGGAUGACUGCAGUGCUCAAACUCACAUGGCAUGUCCAACAGCAAGGCAAACACAGCCAGAGGUGCAGGAUGACAGACUUGUAAGAAAAAGAAAUAAUGUAUUGAAUGAUUCUGAUUCUACAAAACGCUCAGAAAUAACAGAUUUUUUUCCCAUU